AUGGGCCUCCUCAACGGCCUCCGCCUGAGCGCCCGCCGUCUCCUCCGCUCCCGCCCCUUCCGCAACCUCGCCCUCCUCCUAACCCUCUACGUCCUCCUCGACGCCCUCCGCUACCAGCGCCGCGUCACCUCGGCCCCGCGCCACGACCCGUCCCGCCCACGUCGCGCGGAGCGCAUCUACAUUGCAGGAAUGCACUACAACGACGCCUCCGUGAUCCGGACGCACUGGAAUAAAGCGGUCCUGGACCUCGUCGAGGCGCUGGGGCGGGAGAAUGUCUACGUGUCGGUGUACGAGAGCGGGAGCUGGGACGAUACCAAGGCGGCGCUGCGGGAGCUGGACGGGGUGUUGGGGAAGAGGGGCGUGAGGAGGAAUGUCGUGCUUGACGAGAGGACGCAUGCGCAGGAGGUGGAGGAUGUUCCUGCGGAGGGGGAGGAGAGGGAAGGGUGGAUUGCGACGCCGAGGGGGAAGAAGGAGAUGAGGAGGAUACCGUUUCUUGCGAGGUUGAGGAAUUUGACGUUGCGGGAUUUGUGGAAGUUGGGAGAGGAGGGGGAGAUGUUUGAUACGGUGCUCUUUUUGAAUGAUGUUGUGUUUACGACCGAAGACGUGCUUGCGCUGCUCGACACCAACAACGGCAUCUACGCCGCAGCCUGCUCCCUCGACUUCGCCCACCCACCAUCCUACUACGACACUUUUGCACUCCGCGACUCGGCGGGACAAGCGACGCUGAUGCAGCGGUGGCCGUACUUCCGCUCCGAGGUGAGCCGCCGCGCGAUGAUGGCCUACUCGGACGCCGUACCCGUGCGGAGCUGCUGGAACGGCAUCGUGGCGAUGCCGGCGGCGCCCUUCCUGGCGAAUCGGCGGGGGGCGGCCGGGGGCGUCAAGAGGCUCGCGUUUCGCGGGGUGGACGAUUCGCUGGCCGAGGAGGCGCACCUCGAGGCGAGCGAGUGCUGUCUUGUUCAUGUGGACAAUCCGCUGUCGGAGCAGCUGGGGGUGUUUGUGAAUCCGAGGGUGAGGGUCGGGUAUUCGCCUGCUGCGUAUGAGGCUGUGAAUCCGGCUGGUGGGGGUAGUUGGCUUUCUGUGUGGAGGAUUGUGGUUGGUGUUUGGGAGGGGCGGGUGAGGCGGGUGUUGACGAGUGAGAGGGUUAAGCAGUGGGUUGUUCGGAAGAGGAUGAAGGAGUGGGAGGCUCGCGGUGGUGGUGAUCAGAAGGAGAGGAGUGAGAAGGGGGUUGAUUGUUUGAUUAAUGAGGGGCAGGUGCUUGUGUACAAUGGAUGGGCUCACGUAUGA
Molecule: messenger RNA, 1284 nt
Organism: Colletotrichum fioriniae
Lineage: Eukaryota; Fungi; Ascomycota; Sordariomycetes; Glomerellales; Glomerellaceae
Source: RefSeq, a predicted model, not a curated record